Neocloeon triangulifer is the source of this 3072-nucleotide messenger RNA. RefSeq lists its product as uncharacterized. The record is from RefSeq and is a predicted model, not a curated record. Gene Ontology annotation, molecular function: zinc ion binding; nucleic acid binding. The transcript is spliced from 2 exons. The coding region runs from base 1270 to 3072 and encodes 600 amino acids. NCBI's taxonomy places the organism in Eukaryota, Metazoa, Arthropoda, Insecta, Ephemeroptera, Baetidae.
UUCCAAAAUUAAUAUUAAAUUCUCAUGUGAUAUUAUUUCCAAUAAUCCCUUCCUUUUCCUUUUACACAAAUAAUAAUUAACGCGUGUGCGGCGAGCAAGUUAAAGAAGAGAGAGAGCGAGCGAGCAGCAGGCAGCGAGUGAUAAGAACAAUGAAGGUCAUUGACUCCCUCCUUCGCUGCAGCCGGUCAAAGUGCAACGCUUGCCACCAUACAGGUAAACCGGGGAAGAGCACGGCGCUCUUAUGCGAAUCAAAUCAGUCGCCCAGCCAAAUUCAACGGGGCCGCCUCGCGCCGUGGUACCGGCGAGGCGAGAGCUCAAACUUUCACCCUUUUGGGGGUGGAUUUAAUUUGCAUCUGGUCUUUGGACCGACAGAGUUUGCCCUGGUGGGCGGUCACCCCUGGACGGACUUGCUUCCUGAGUCCAUGGCCGCCACCAGAGCCGUGUCCCUGGCGUCGUAAGGGACAGGCGGACAGGUCCCACGUCACCUUCGACCUGACCGCGUGGCUUCACCAUCCAGCCACCCAGACCGGCAGCAAUCGUGCCAAUUCGAUCGACUCGAGCAACGACUCGCCGCGACCAUCACCUCCGAUCACUGCACCAUCAAGACAACGAACUCGAUAAGUACAAUUUGCGAGUGCAACUUCAGUGAUAAAAUACGAAACGCGUAAAAGGCCUAUUUCAAAAUAUUUGUAUAUUAAUCAUGUGAAACACAUUUUCCUUACCUAAUCCAUAUUACCUCAUUUGAAUAUCACAUUUUUUCUAUUUUCAAAAUAACCAAAACUUUCAUUAAAAUUUAAUCAAAAAAUAAUAAGUUUCAAUUUGAGUUUUCCUGAAUUAAAUUAUCUGCAUUUUAUUUUGUGUGCUUUCAACCCUCUCACAAGUUUAAAAAAGGUCUACCUGCACCUUGAGAUAAGAAGCCGAGGUUAAAAUAAAUAACGGAUUAAAGUUAACUUUUUUAAUCGUUAUAAAUGGCGCCCAACUAAAUAUAAAACUGUGAGAGAGGAAAAUUUUGGUGCAAAAUUUUAAGCGUGCGUCCUGUGCUCGUCGAUCAAUUUUUAGAAUUCUUUGAAUACACUCCUGGUGUGCAUUUUUGCAGCGUGCUCUGCAUAUUUUCUCGUCUGCCAAUGCGAGAACGAAUUUCCACACUCUAUUGAGAGUAGUGCGAUCAGAGAAGCAAAUUUUUUUGUUGAAUUUUGUUGUUCUCUUUAUUUUUUCAAGUUACGUUUGUUUUUGUGAGUUACAUUUUAGUGUGUUAAAAGUAAAUUCCAAAUGGAGUCAUUAAAGAUAGAAUGGGACCGUCUGUCCAAAGAGGAUUGCGAGGCAGAGGCCGCCGUGAGGAAUAUCACGGGCGAGAACCUCUCGGCCAUCAGAAAGAAUUUGAAAGAUGCCCUCGAGCUGGAGGCACAAAAGGAGGCCGAGCCACCUCCGCUAUUGACUGAUCCAGAACAAAUUGACGCGGAAUUAAAAGUAAUUGUUGACCGCGCCGUGGAGCUCAGAGAAGCGAUUAAGCUAUGUUGCUCAAAUAAAAACGCGACGGAGGCGCGAAAAAUAAAGACGCUUAUUGCUUGGUUGGGACUUCGUCUAAAGAGAGUCACGAUUUACGACGAAGCCACUGCCAAACGACAUGAUUCUUUAGUGACAUAUUUUGAGCAGUGUGUUGAUUGGCUAAAAAAAGGCGUUCCGGACGAACCUGAACCUAAAGUAGUGUUAGAAAAAGAAAAAUUGGACCAAUCAUUUUCCUUGCUGGACCAAUUGUCCAACGACCCUCUGUUGGAGGACAAUUUGGACCAAGUUCAGCCGGCCGGAAACGCAAACACACAAAAAUCGCCAAAUGUUGAUUUUCCAUCAAAUCAGUCAAUGUUUCCAUUUUGUUACGUGCCCAUGUCAUUUAACCAAACAACGCGUAAUUUUACCCCAGUUGAUGCGCAAAAUAGUGCACAGUUCAUGCCAUUUUCUCAGCCUGUACGUUCAAAUGUCCGAGUGAUCUACACAAAAGACUGGAAAUUGCAAUUUACUGGAGAGCCUUCCAGUAAAUUGUCACUUGCAGUAUUUUUGCGUGACGUUGGACUAAAAAGACAGGAGAGCAAUUUGUCAGGAACAGAGUUUUGGGCCUCAGCGCACAACUUGUUUGAUGGCCAGGCAAAAACAUGGUUUUUGAAUAAUAGACACAAGUGGAACUCCUGGGCGGAAUUUGUGCCACAUUUCAUUUGCAAUUUUAGACCUCCCAAUUACGAGGAAAGGUUAUGGGAGCAGCUCAGGCAAAGACGGCAGGGUCGUGAUGAAAGAUUAAACAUUUAUUGUUCGGAAAUGGAAAAUUCCUUUGCACUGCUCGGGAAUCCUCCUUCUGAGCAGGAAAGAUUGUCUUUCAUUAAAGCCCGGCUUGCGCCCUUCUGGCUAUUAAAUUUGCCUCUGGACAGAAUUUAUUCCAUUGAUUCACUCGUCGCCGAAGGUCUUAGACUCGAGGCAGUAAAAUGUUUAGUUGACGAGUAUACAGAUCCCACUGCUCCAUCCAAUCCAGUUGAAAAAGACUUGGUGUACAUAUCAAUUAAUGAUGGAAAAAAGGGUGCUGGCGGCCCUUCAAAAACGUGUGUAGCAGGAAUUUGUUGUGGCGCGGCGAGUACUGGGUCGUUUUGUUGUGCGGCGCGUGCUGCUGGUGUGCAGAGCGCGUCGGGCAAUUCGCAGGCGACGAAUACUGUGCCGCCGCAACAAAAUUCAAACCGUGGAAAAGGUAAUUGGAGAAAUUAUUCCCGUGGCGGGCGACAAGCUCACGGUGCUCACACGAAUAAUCAAAAUACAAGCGCGCCUUCACAGACAAAUAACGCAUCGGCGGCGAAAAUGUGCUGGAAUUGUUUCCAACAAGGGCACAGUUUCAGGCAAUGUUCGCAGCCUAAGAGGGGUUUGUUCUGUUGGGGUUGCGGCAAAGAUGGGGUGGCGCGCGCCAAUUGCAGCAAAGAAUCAUGCCGGCGAGCAAAAAACUCGCGCGGGGCCGCUGCGUCUGGAGCGUCGCGUGGCACGCCCAAAACAAAUCAAACCGUUCCGCAAAGUGCUGGAAGCGGCACGUCAACAAAUUAA